Eurytemora carolleeae is the source of this 361-nucleotide messenger RNA. Its product is annotated as estrogen receptor. Gene Ontology annotation, molecular function: RNA polymerase II cis-regulatory region sequence-specific DNA binding; zinc ion binding; nuclear receptor activity. The record is from RefSeq and is a predicted model, not a curated record. NCBI's taxonomy places the organism in Eukaryota, Metazoa, Arthropoda, Copepoda, Calanoida, Temoridae. Gene Ontology annotation, biological process: regulation of transcription by RNA polymerase II; tissue development; hormone-mediated signaling pathway. Gene Ontology annotation, cellular component: RNA polymerase II transcription regulator complex.
UGUUAUGACAAAAAGAAUGUGAAACAUUUUUUUUCAGAUAAUAUGUCCAGUGCUGGGCCUCCUGGUUCUAUGGUACGGAAAAAAAGUCUCAAGAAAGAGGAUCAAAAUCACACUGCCGAUGAAAUUGAUCCCAACGACGGGAUUGAUGAGAGUGGAUCUAAUGGUGACGCUACUGAUCAUGAUGAUCAUGAUGAGCAAAAUGAUGCCGAUCAUAAAAGUGAAAAAUCAAGUGUACAGAAGAAAAAUAAAAAUCAGAAUGAGCUGAGAAGUUCCUGUGGAAUUUGCGGAGCUCCUGCUGCUGAUCAUCUUCACUACGGAGCUUUCUGCUGCUACAGCUGCAGAGCUUUCUUUCGGCGUUCAG